AUGACUACCGAAAAGAAGGACAAGUUGGAGGCGCAAAUCAAGUCCGUCGAUAUGACGGAGGACAUGCAGCAGGAAGCCAUUGCUCUUUCGAUCGAGGCAAUGGAGAAGUAUCACGUUGAGAAGGAUAUCGCGCAGUAUAUCAAGAAAGAAUUUGAUUCUCGAAAGGGCGCAACCUGGCACUGUGUUGUAGGACGCAACUUUGGAAGCUUCGUCACCCAUGAGACGAAGCACUUCAUUUACUUCUACCUUGGACACUGUGCAAUCCUCCUCUUCAAGACCCAGUAA
This is a messenger RNA of Penicillium alfredii, 285 nucleotides long. RefSeq names its product dynein light chain DYN2. The record is from RefSeq and is a predicted model, not a curated record. Gene Ontology annotation, biological process: cilium assembly; microtubule-based process. Gene Ontology annotation, molecular function: dynein intermediate chain binding; dynein light intermediate chain binding. Bases 1 to 285 code for a protein of 94 amino acids. The transcript is spliced from 7 exons. Lineage: Eukaryota; Fungi; Ascomycota; Eurotiomycetes; Eurotiales; Aspergillaceae. Gene Ontology annotation, cellular component: cytoplasmic dynein complex.